CUGAAGGGGGAGCGCCGGAGCUGUGUGUGGACGGACGGUCUGGCGUCGGCGGCGGGAAGGAGGUCGGUGACCGGUUGUCCGCUCCGGCAGCGGCUGCAGAUGCCUUACAUAAACAAGGAUUAGAAGUGUGAGAGAAGCACUCUGUGGGACGUUGGUGAUCAUGGAUCUAACCUCCACCACGCUGGGAAGGCUGGAAACAAUAUGCAUGUUCACGUUCCAAACAGAAGUUGGCCGUUGAUGCCGUGGGAGCAGCAUGCCAGCAUCAUGGGCGAGUUCUACCCUUGUGGCCGGUGUUGUCCUUGCCUCUGUGUGUGGAGCCGAACCAUCAAACUUCCUGCACCUCGACUACUGUGUGAUCGGGGCCGGGCCCGGUGGCCUGCAGAUUGCUUACUUUCUGCAGCAGUCCCACAGACAAUAUCUUGUCUUUGAGCGCAGUGAUGUCUCUGGGAGCUUUUUUGUACGGUACCCCCGCCACCGCAAACUCAUCAGCAUCAACAAGCGUUAUACCGGGAAACAGAACAAAGAGUUUAACCUCCGCCAUGACUGGAACUCACUGCUCGGCCAUGAUGACAACCUGCUGUACAAGCACUAUUCCAAAGAUUUCUUCCCCCACGCUGACACCAUGGUCCUCUACUUGAACGACUUUACUAGAAUAUUUGCGCUGAAGGUUCAGUACAACACAGAGAUAAAGAGGAUCGAAGUUGAAAGGGAUUCCGAGGCUUGGAAUGGGCAUCAUUUCUUUCUGACAGAUCAGAAUCACCAUCAUUACAGGUGCAGCGUCCUGCUGGUGGCAACCGGAGUGUGGGUCCCCAACGUGCCCGAUUUCCCAGGCUCCCAGCACGUGGAGGGCUACGAGAACGUUUCCGUGGAUCCUACCGACUUUGUGGGGCAAUCGGUGCUCAUCCUAGGUCGGGGCAAUGCGGCAUUGGAGACAGCCGACAACAUUGUCGGAGUGACCAACUUCAUCCACGCCGUGAGUCGCUCCCGGUUACGGCUCGCUUGGGCCACGCAUUAUGUGGGAGACAUCCGGGCAGUGAACAAUGGCCUACUGGACACCUAUCAGCUGAAGUCGCUGGAUGGCUUGCUGGAGGGAGACCUGAGCCACAUUGUCAUAAUCCGAGACAAAAAGGGAAAGUUGCACUUACGGCUGAAACAUCACCUUAACAAGAGCAAUGCCUCCCAAGAUAUGUCAAUGACGAUUCAUGACCAGCGCCUCCUGUCUGAAGAAGGAGCGGAUAACUUUGCGGUGCGUCUGCCUUACGACCGUGUCAUCCGCUGCUUGGGGUGGACAUUUGACUUUUCCAUUUUCAGCAAUGUUGCUAUGCCUCAGAGAGGUCGAGGUCGCAUGGAUAAAUACCCACUGGUCAAAGCCACCUAUGAAGCAGUAAACCUUCCAGGGAUGUUCAUUAUCGGGACAGCAAGUCAUUCCGUUGAUUACAGGAAGGCAGCCGGCGGCUUUAUCCAUGGGUUUCGCUACACAGCCCGUGCAGUUCACCGUCUGCUGGAGCAUCGCCACCAUGGUGUCCACUGGCCGGCAACUGUCCUGCCCGUCUCCCAGCUCACCAACAUGAUCACCAAGCGCAUCAACGAGGCCUCCGGCAUUUAUCAGAUGUUCAGCGUCCUUGCUGACGUGGUGUUGCUGCAGAAAAAUGCCACCCAGUUCGAGUACUUGGAAGAAUAUCCGAUCGGAGCGCUCCCGCACCUUUGGCAAAACACCGGGAAAAAGGCAGAAAAUGGACUGUUUGUUAUUAACCUGGAAUACGGGAGCAACUUCUCCAAACCCGAGGCAGAUGUUUUCCACCCUAGCCGUUCCGUGGGGGACCCAAAGCACGCGUGGCUCUCCAACUUCCUCCACCCUGUUGUCUACUUCUACAGACACAUCCCGACAGAGACAGAGAUGACGCAGAGACCGAAGCAGUGGCCACUGCCGCGACCGAGCAGCAUCCACCACGUGGUGGAGGACUUCCUGACCGACUGGACCGCUGCACGAGCUCACAUCCUGCCCCUGCGUCGCUUCCUGGAGACCUGCCUGCACACCGACCUCAGAAACUACUUUGCAGAAUCCUGCUUCAAGUUUGCCUUGACUCAACAGCAUCUGCCGCCUUCCUGUCGCCACGGAUACUUAAACGGGCAAGGGUUGCUGGGCAACGAUAGCUUGUAGCACAGGCUCAAGAAGGCUGCCAUCUUUGUGGUGACCCCUAAUGGGCAGAGGGAGAAGCCGGUGGCUGCAACAUCCACCUCUGCAGCUGCAAGAUGGGGGAGGAGGCACCAUGUGGUCUGAGCACCAGUGCUGCACUACAACCAGAGUGCACACAAACCUUCUCCUUGUUCGCAGGCCGCAACGAUUCCAGGAAGAUUCCACGCUGCUGUUAUAUACAAGGGACUCGCCAAACUUUUAUACGAUGAAACAAAGCCAUAACACUGCAAAUAAGGGAAAUUCAGACAUUAAACAGAAAAUGCUGUAAGUAUACGUCAGGUCAGGCAGCAUCUCCUGAGAGAGGAACAGUUUAAUCAGAACCUUACUGCACCUCUCCAGAGAUCUCCCCGACCGGCUUAGAUUUUGUGCAAUGUAAUAUUUAUAUGUGAAAUUCGAGCCAAAAAUAUCCAUUCAGAGAGCAGGGAGACCGUUUUAUAUUAUUAGAUUUGCUACUUGUUACGGGGCUAGCCUGAAACAUUUUGAAGAAGUUUCUUAUUGCAGAUUUGAUCCCGUUAUAUAUAACAUAGAAACACAGAAAAUAGGUGCAGGAGGAGGACAUUCGGCCCUUCGAGCCAGCACCGCCAUUCAUUGUGAUCAUGGCUGAUCGUCCCCAAUCAAUAACCCGUGCCUGCCUUCUCCCCAUACCCUUGAUUCCACUAGCCCCUAGAGCUCUAUCUAACUCUCUCUUAAAUCCAUCCAGUGAUUUGGCCUCCGCUGCCCUCUGUGGCAGGGAAUUCCACAAAUUCACAACUGAAAACGUUUUUUCUCACCUCAGUAUUAAAUGGCCUCCCCUUUAUUCUAUAACGUUGAGAUUGCAGACUUGACGUUUCUGUACGUCAAAUCCGGCUUUGAAACAUUUUAAAGGCAGGAUGUGAAUGAAGUACAAUAAAUCCAUCAGCGCCUCCCAA
Messenger RNA from Amblyraja radiata (thorny skate), 3105 nucleotides. It is a transcript of the gene foxred2, whose product is annotated as FAD-dependent oxidoreductase domain containing 2. Lineage: Eukaryota; Metazoa; Chordata; Chondrichthyes; Rajiformes; Rajidae. Gene Ontology annotation, biological process: ERAD pathway. The record is from RefSeq and is a predicted model, not a curated record. Gene Ontology annotation, molecular function: monooxygenase activity; flavin adenine dinucleotide binding. The transcript is spliced from 10 exons. Gene Ontology annotation, cellular component: endoplasmic reticulum lumen. Bases 254 to 2161 code for a protein of 635 amino acids.